AAGUUGGAUUUUUGGUGCAUGAAGUAAGUCUCUGGACUCCGGGACAGACAGAUACCAAGACGAACUCACAAUCAACCAAGGCUACACGAGGAAGGAACUGCGCUCAUCGCAAGGCUUCCUUUUCUUCUUCUAGAUAGAUAUAUGCCCUCGAUUGCACCCUUUCAAAAAAAUCUAUCCGUAGAUUCUUUUUGGGAAAAGGAACGAAGAAGGCUUAUCGCACGCACGUCGCACAUCACACAUCACACAUCACACAUCAACACCCUCUCUCAUUAUUCAUGCACGACUGCAACUAGAAAUUCAUCUCACGAUCCACUUCGUUCUGGAUUUCAAUUCCGUCAGCCUAGCCUACCUGUCUACCUAUCUACCGGUCUGUCUGUCUCCGUACACUUCCUUUCGACUAGAUUAAAUGUGAACGAUUCGAUCUUUCAAAUCAAAAAGAAGGGAUUUAUUAGAACCGACAGAGAAAGAGAGAGAGGAAGAAGAUAGAAGGAAGAAAUCAAUACAAUCAUAAUUUAUCAUUUACCUACCUACCUACCUACCUACCUACGUUUUCAAGAAGGAUUCACUCAACACAUCUACCCGGAACAACUUCCAAUAUAUUCCAUUCCAAUCCCAAUUCUAAUUCGAACUCGAAGUUUCAUUCUUAUUCUUCCUUCUCAGUACGACACAAUACCGGGACUUUUCGAUAAGAGAUCCUAAAACUUUAUGCGAAUUCAAUACUACGACACCCAACAUAAUCAGAGACGGGUACUACAGAACCACAACCUUCCUUCGACUCAAAUUCGAAUUUUUAAUCCUUCUUUACCACGAGGAAUAAUACUACCUCAAUUUCGAUAAUUCUUCAAAGACCUUCUACAAUAACAUGUUUUAAUACGACUUUAAUACUAAUUUCUCAGACUUUGCCUUAACUUUUGUCGCAUCCGGCCAUUCCUUCGAAAUUCUACUCCUAGUUACAUUCAACUCUUCAAAACUACCUAUCCCAAUCCAAAUAUGAUUUUGAUGGAAGGAUUAAUGCUGGUACCACCUGAAAGGGGUACAAUUAUUGGAAGAGCAGUAUGGAAGGUAAAUAUAUUUUCUAGAGCAUUCAUCUGCCAUUCUAUUCCGAUUGUUUGUCUGACAAAAUUUCCAUCAUUUCAAUAGCCUCGAUAUGUUGUCCUUGGAUCCGGGGCACAUCUACAAACACAAACCGAACUCCUCGAAAAAUCAAAUUCAAAAAAGGGAAAAUCAAUCAAAUCGGCGUCUACAAAACCAAGCUUGGUGGAUUUGGGAAAGGGAUCAGAAGGAUUAUUCAUUUCGAUCUACAAGGCAAAGGUAUAGUUUAGACUUGUUCCCUUUUUCAUCUGCCUAUAAUGGCAAGCUCCAAACCCUUCAUAGCUCGCCGCAUUCGCUAUUCUAAAAGAUAUCACAAGCGCUCUUGUAGUGUGUCCUCGCGGCAGCGGAUUCUGGAGCUAGCGGAUCAUCACUCAGUGGAAAAAAUGAGGGGCACAAAGGUUCUAACUUGACUAUCAAUAGGGCGAUUGGGAAUACAUUGCGCAACACCCAAUAUCUUCUUUUAAAUCCUGCGAAAUUCGUGCAUUAACACAUCGAAAACAAGCUACACCAUUGCCCACGCUUGUAUUGGAAUUCAAACCAGAUUCGAUAUCAGAAAAGCAACGAAAGAGAAGAUCAAGUCGAACAGGGGGGUUAACUUCAAACAGGGAUUCGCAAUGGCUGGAUACACUUCUAUUUCGAUCAGUUCCUGAGGAUCGCAACAAUAUUUAUGAUUGGCAAAUUACUAUCAAACCAAGAUUGCAAAUUGAUGAUAAUGAAGAGAGUCCAAUGAGUCCUUUAAGUCCGAUAUUCACAUCUUUCACCAAUCCAUUUUCACCAAGAGAUCCAAGACCUUCAUCUCGAAAUGGUAGACAAGAUCAACAAACUCGCCCACUUUUCCAAUCCUCGGGACCAUGCGCUCAAACCUCAAGAGAUCGUCCCACGGCAUUAAUAUCUCCUUCUCCUAGUCUUCGUUCCCAUCGCUCCGACAUUUCUUCUCAAGCAAGUUCAUCUCAUCCAUUAACAGGCUUCACAUCAGCCCAUCCACAGCCCAUCAAUACAAAUUUGCCAACGGAUCUACCCUCCCCUGUUUCUGUGUCUGGUUAUGAUAAUUUUAUCGAAGGAUGGACCACUGCGCAAGGAAGAUCAUCGGCACUAUCUCAUCAUACUAGAGGAAGUAAUAGUAUUGCUUCCGCUAUUGCACCUCCACUUACUUCACCUAUCACAACAUCACCAGGACCAAGAGAAACAAUUUUGGAUAGAGCAUUUCAAAUGAGAUGUAUACCUGGAAGUGAAAGAUUGAAAGAUGAAGAGGAGAAAGUUAGUAGUAUUGCUCGAUUUGAAGCAUUAAUGAGAGAACAAGAUGAAAGGUUAUUGCAAAAAUCAGCGACUGAGAGGGAUGGAAGAUAUAGACCUGGUUGGGAACUCGAGGAAGAAUCUGAGGAAUCUGAUAAUGAUGAUCCUGCUAAUGUUUUAGAACAAUUGGAUAGGCAUGAUAUACUUAUGCCUACUCCUGCACAACGAGCAUUGGAUUAUAUCGCUGGACGACAGACUCCCUUACCUAGGACGAGUAGCUCUAGUUCAAGACCUAUGUCACCUAAUAGUCCACCGGUUCCUUCCCUAAAUCGAGAUGCUAUGAAUGCUCUUCAUAGUGGUUCAAGCUCAACCAACCAAAGUUUCUGUUCGCUUGGAAAUUCCCUUCGCCCACGUACUGGAACAACCUCAUCACAUAUGCGUAAAAAUAGCCGACCAUCGUCUUUCGCAUUACCAUCAAGAUCUAUUUCUACAAAUGCCGUACCGUCUUCAAAUGAUAGUGGAAGUGGAAGUUCUGGCUUGGCUCCUAGCAAAGCUGAAAAGGAUAAGAGAAGAAGUAGUACAUCUACGAAACGACUUUCUUUUCAGGAAUUCGCGAGGAGAUUAAGUUCAACUAGUUCACUUCUUUUGGUUCAAACAAAUGCUAGUUCGAAUUCUGGAAGAGGUGAUAGUUUCAGGGAAAAAGAUGAUUCUAGACGAGGAAGCGUUAGUGAUUAUGGUCUGGAAAGUCCUCCGGAACUUGCAGAGGAAGAUGAUAUGGAUGGAAGAAGGGGAUUGAGAAGUAAUAAUGGGUCAAGUUUGAGAGGUGGAGAUGUUCAGGGUGCGGAUCGGGACGUGAAGAGGUGCGGUGGGGGAUUUAGGGGUAUGGGUGUUUUUGGUGGAGAAGGAGGAUUCCUCUAAUUCUAAUAAGAGGCAGGGAAGGCAGAGGAAGGCAGAGGAAGAUUGCAUAUUUGCUUUGAGCGUCUUUUCCUUUCAUUUCUUGUUUUUUUCUUUUUUAAAGCGAUGAUACCUUAGAUGACUUUUUUUUCUUACGGUUUUACUUAAGGUUUCGGACCUAUAGUUUUAGUUUUUCGGAACACAGCCGAGGCGAGAUGAUUGAGAUGAAGAUCAUGGGAUGGCGUUCUUCUGUGGCUUCUUCAAUCUCCAAUCUUUCUUAGGGGAAUGAAAUUUUUGAAGGAUUUCUUCUCGGGGUGAAGAUGAUCAAUCGAUUGAUCUUCUGGUGGUUUGGAAAAAAAAACAUAGUGUACGAUGGUUGCAUUGGAUCGGUAGGAGAAUGCACACAUAAUAUGGCUUUUUAUGUAUUUAUGUAUGAUUACCCUUCAGAUGGAUUGCCACUUUUUCAUCGAAUGGGAUUAGGGAUAGGGAUAGGGAUGUCUAUGGUUUGGAUAAGACUUUGGGAGGAAUGGUCGGAAAAUUGGGG
Sclerotinia trifoliorum is the source of this 3763-nucleotide messenger RNA. Lineage: Eukaryota; Fungi; Ascomycota; Leotiomycetes; Helotiales; Sclerotiniaceae. The record is from the annotation of a GenBank genome assembly.